Solanum dulcamara is the source of this 852-nucleotide messenger RNA. RefSeq lists its product as uncharacterized. The coding region runs from base 130 to 561 and encodes 143 amino acids. Gene Ontology annotation, biological process: endoplasmic reticulum to Golgi vesicle-mediated transport. NCBI's taxonomy places the organism in Eukaryota, Viridiplantae, Streptophyta, Magnoliopsida, Solanales, Solanaceae. The transcript has 5 exons. Gene Ontology annotation, cellular component: TRAPP complex; nucleus; cytoplasm. The record is from RefSeq and is a predicted model, not a curated record.
UAACAGAAGUAUUAAUUAUUUUUGACGGAUCCUCGUUAAAUAAAAUCGGGGAGCCCUCGGAAUUACCAGAUUUGCACAGCUGGGAAGACUGUAAAUUUCUUCUUUCCGGUGAUCUUCCCGUCGGAGAAGAUGAUCGUUUGCGUUGCCGUCGUCGGUCACCAAAACAAUCCGCUUUACAUACAGAGCUUCACUGAAGCAGAUGAUGCCCUAAAGCUUCAUCACAUUGUUCAUUGCUCCCUUGAUGUUGUCGACGAAAGAGUGAACAAUCCAAAAAAAUCCAGCCCCACUCUGAACGAGACAUUUCUUGGCCUUCUAUAUCCAACUGAAAACUACAAAGUGUAUGGUUAUUUGACUAAUACAAAAGUGAAACUUAUAUUGGUAACAACAGAUCUUGAUAUUAGAGAUGCCGAUGUGAGAAAUUUUUUCAGGAAAUUUCAUGCCGCAUAUGUUGAUGCUGUGUCAAAUCCAUUUCAUGUACCUGGCAAGAAGAUAACAUCCAGAACUUUUGCUGAAAGGGUUAGCACUAUCGUCAAGUCUUUUGGUUUGAGUUCAGCUGUUUGAAUGACUGCUAUCGAAGUCAUUUUGCAAGGCACUCCAGUCUACCUCUGCCCCAAGCUGAUAACAAAUUUAGGAGGAAUAGCAUAUUUUUGCAAACUAGCUGAAGGGUAUUUGUCAAAUUUGCUACCUCGCAUGACAUUAACCAAAACAGACAAGUACUUUCUGUGUAUUUUAUUUCAUUGAUUUUAAGAAUUACUGAACACAGUGUGGAAUAGGUAAUCACUGGUUUCAUUUUGGGUCAUAUGUACUUGCUAGACAGUUGCAUUUUGUUCAAGUAAACGAAGUUUUCUGAUA